Messenger RNA from Brettanomyces nanus, 3135 nucleotides. RefSeq lists its product as uncharacterized. The transcript has a single exon. Gene Ontology annotation, molecular function: protein kinase activity; ATP binding. NCBI's taxonomy places the organism in Eukaryota, Fungi, Ascomycota, Pichiomycetes, Pichiales, Pichiaceae. Bases 1 to 3135 code for a protein of 1044 amino acids. Gene Ontology annotation, biological process: protein phosphorylation. The record is from RefSeq and is a predicted model, not a curated record.
AUGAUUACGGAAGGUACGCAAAAUCCUCACGGGAAAUCUCUAGCAAAACCACUCGGGUCUAUGACGCCGUCCACAUUGAACCGUACUGGGUUCCCUCAGAACUCUAAGAAGAGGGCAUUCUAUUCGCCUUCUUCCAGCGCGUCAUCCACACCAAGGUGCCAUCAUACACCGAACAAACCUUACUGCGGACUGUCCGCUGACACUGAAAUUACAGGGGAUUUGCUUGAAGACGCAGCCUCAAGUUCACCUUUUGCUCCAAGCAAUCAGACUGCCCCAUUCGACCAUCGCAACAGCCGGUACAGAGCUACUUUGAAAAGAAGUUUCGGCUUCUUAAACUUGUCUUUGGAGACUAGUCCCACUGUUAGACCCACCAUCAAGAGACUACCACACACCGUUGGCAAAUCUCUGGAUGAGGAAUUUUCAGAAGAUGCGUAUUCCACAAGCGUACCAACUCAUGGCACUGGUUCCUUCAUAAAACCUCCCAAAAAGAAGUCAUCGAAGACUUCCGUCGCCACAUCUUCUCACUUUAUCAAUCCAAACAAGGCCAAAUCUAUGAAGAAGAUGUCUUCCAACAGUACAAAUUUCAGCUGGAAGAGGCUGUUCAAUAGUGCUGUCGGAGACGAUCGUACAAAUUUUGACAAUGAUCGUCACAAGCAGUCGAAGAGCGAAGAACAUUACGACAAGUUUCAUCCGUUCAAUCCUACGCCCGAUGCUCCGUUUUUAAGCCCACAGAGUAUUCCUAAUUCAAGCUUCAACAAAGAAUCGCAAGAUUUUCCUUCUAAACAAACUAGUAUCGCCCGCAAACUAGAUCGCCAGACUGGCCCAUUGGACAGAACGCCUUUUACAAAUCCGGCUGACGCCUUCAUAACCCCAGCUUCCUUCAAUUGUGUUAAACCUCUUCAAACCGCAUUCACAUCUACAGGCUUACAGAGUAAAAAAACACUGACUGCCUCUCGCAGUAAGACUAUGCCCGAGACUCCCUGCAAGAGACCACCACAUACAAUCGUGGAUGUCAACGGCUCUUUUGCAGGUAUGAACACUUCCUUUAAUAGCACGCUAACAGGAGUUAAUGUUAAUGUGGACAGUAAUACAACCGGUAUUGGAUUUACUCCUAAUUCGGUAAAGCCUCUGAGGCUUCAUUCCAGUGGAGGAUCCUCUUCUAGUGGAGGUUCUAGAACGGCGACACGUCCCGAACGUGCUGUGAAUACAACCGACUUGCAGAGUUGUAUUUUAAGGUUCACCAACGAAUUCGAUGACCUUUAUAGCGAUGGCAAUAAUAGCAGUACUAGUAUAUUUACUGAAGGUGAGCAACAUGGCCAGGGGAGUCUGGAGCAGCAGCCCAUCAGUAAUGAGGUUCUCAUGGAAUCUUCUCCUGUUCAAAACGAGGACGUUCGAAUGGACGAAGACAUCGACUUGGAUAAGAUUGAUGAAAUACAGUUUGAAGGCUUUGGUUCUAACUUUGGAUCAUACGAUAACCUUCCUCCCACGCCAACCAGACUCGGAAACAGCUCUGGCCAUCAAGAGCAACAGAAAUCACAGGAGCCACAGGAACAAAUGAAAUUUCAACCUCCUCAGUUUCCUAGAGGCAUGCUUACGCCAACAAAAUCUCAUUCUAGCUACUGGCGGAGGGCCAGUAGUUCAGAAAAUACAAUGGCACUGCCAAACAUGCAACCUGAUUUAGCGCUCUCUCGGAAGCCUUCGUUUAGAAGACAUCCUUCUAGUUGUAUGCCGUCGACUCUUUCACUUCCUCCGACUACACCUAUUCUAUCUGAAACGGCCCCUCGAACUCCUGUCGAAUGUGCAAUGAAUUUGUCACAGCAAUCGGCAGCGUACAACCCCAAAUCGUUGACAGCUACCAUGGUAUUCAACGAGACUAACAAGGAUAACGAGGAUCCAUGUAUUCGUUCAAGAUUUGGCAAUUGCAAACUGGUGGGUUCAGGCGAAUUCUCUGUCGUGUAUGAGACACAGUAUGAGAAUUUCAAAUAUGCUGUGAAGCGAACUAAAAGACCAAUUGCAGGACCAAAGACGAGGAUGCGUAAACUUGAGGAAGUGGAAAUUCUCAGGACGCUACAUAAGCCUGAAAGAUCUGGCAGAACAUCAAGAGGAGAAGAUGACUCAGAGAACACGGAUGAAGGUAAGGAGUAUGUGUUGAGCCUAGUGGAUUACUGGGAGUAUAAUUCGUACUUAUACAUUCUGACUGAAUUCUGUGAAAACGGCUCCUUGGAGAGGUUUCUCGCUGAGAGUGGCAAAAUAUCGAGACUUGAUGAGUGGAGGGUUUGGAAAAUAAUGGUUGAAAUGCUGUUGGGAGUACAAUACAUUCACAAAUGUGGCAUUCUUCAUUUAGAUUUGAAACCUGCAAACAUUCUCAUUACUUUCGAAGGCUCAUUAAAGAUUGGGGAUUUCGGUGUCGCGUCUCAACUUCCAAUUCCACCGUUCUUUGACCGGGAAGGUGAUCGCGAGUACAUUGCACCUGAGGUGAUUUCGAGACACGUCUACGGCAAGGCAGCGGACAUUUUCAGCUGCGGAUUGAUUAUGGUAGAAAUUGCUGCCAACAUCAUUCUUCCAGAUAACGGCACCUCAUGGCAAAAACUACGAUCAGGAGACUUGACCGAUGCUGGCAAACUUUCUUCGAGUGAUCUCACAGAUUUAGAGGGUUCCGUUUUCUCGUCUACUACAAACACUUACUCGUCGAAUUUGACCUCUGAUCCUGGGCAAUUGCAAAAUACCUCGACUUCUACAACUACUAGUGCCACCAGUGCUACCAGCACUUCUGAGAGUAAGUCCCGAGUUUUCCUCACGGGAAACCGAGGAUCCGUGAAUAACAAUGGAAUCGCAUCCAAUGAAUCGUCCAGCUUAUGCAGGUAUCCAUCAUGGGCACCGAAGUGGUUCCUUGAUGGCUCGGCCCCCUUGGACAAAGUGGUCGCCUGGAUGAUUGACCCUAAUCCAGGUAAUAGGCCGUCAGCAUCGCAAGUGUUAAAAAGUUACGAAUGUUCGGUCGUUGAUUUGAGAAGGAAGAGUGGAGCCACCAUAUACGAAGGGGAUUAUGGUCCACAAAUUAUGGCAGAAGACAGUGAAAUAUUGGCCGCUGAAGAAGUUCUUCAGAAUACCCGCUAUAAACUUAGCAAAAUGACAUAG